CCCAGGUGUCUGGCCCCUACAGUCUGAGACGCAGGUCAUUUAUAUUUGAGAAAUAGUUUGACAACUUGAGAGUGGACAAUUAAAGAUCGCCAUAUUAAUUCAUGACCUGUCCUUUUGAAACAUUUUUUAUAGUGUAACUGCACUAGACUGAGAAUGAUUGGCAGUUGAUAAGAUACCUGGAUUUAGAUUACUUUACAUAUCCUAGAGAAAAGAUUAAUCAAGGACUCUCACACUGAUUGUGGAAAACCCAGCCACUUGAUUAAUCCAGGGAACCUCACUGGAAAGAGUUUUAAAUACGCCAUUAUCUUCAAAUGCUGCUGAAAAUAUUCCUCAACUUCCUCUUCAUCCACAGCCUGGUUCUGAGUUCAUCCUCGGAGGAGGAGGACACAGGGAGCAGUGAGAAUGAGAGUGAGGAACAUCACCCCAAGGGUGCAGCUCAUGGACACUGGGGAUAUGAAGAUCAGGACGAAUGGCCGGCUGCCUUUCUGAAUUGCAGUGGAAAGUCCCAGUCCCCCAUUAACAUUGACACAAAGGCAGCCAUCUAUGACCCGAGACUGCCAUCUAUAGCUUUGGAAGGCUAUGAUCUGACAGAUGGGUCAUCACUGAUGCUGUUAAAUAAUGGACAUACCUUGCAACUGAGUCUACCAAGUACCAUGCACAUUGUCAGCGGCUUUGACCAUGUUUACGUAGCAGCCCAGUUGCACUUCCACUGGGGGACUGUUGAGGUGCCCGGCUCCGAACACACUGUUGAUAACAUCCACUUCCCCGCAGAGAUCCACAUAGUUCAUUACAACUCUAAAUAUGCCAAUCUGUCGGAGGCAGCCAACAAACCUGAUGGCUUGGCAGUACUAGGUGGCUACAUUGGGGUCGGUCUCCAUGAAAAUGCAAACUAUGAGAAAAUCCUAUCAGCGCUCACUGAUAUCAGCAUUGAAGAGUCAAACACUCAGAUCCCAGGCUUCAACAUGCGUCAUCUACUGCCCAAAAACCUGAAACAUUUCUAUAGGUACAAUGGCUCCCUGACAACUCCACCUUGUUUCCAGACGGUCAACUGGACAAUUUUCAACGACACCAUCACUGUGUCCAGGAAACAGUUGGCAGCUUUGGAGGACACUCUGAAGGUGGGACUUAGUCAGCACCUAAACAAGAACUUUCGAGCUCCACAGUCUCUUCAUGGCAGACAAGUUCUGGCUUCUUUCACAGAUGUCUCUGUUCCCGAAGGUCGUGUGCUUGUAGAAUUGGAUCAAGAGCCAGAUACCUUAAAGAAACACAUGAGAAGCUCUUCUGAAACUUCGGAUGGGCUGUCAAAAGGUGAUAUUCUUGCCAUUGCUUUUGGAGCCCUUUUUGGAACAACCUUGCUGUUAUUCACAGCCUAUGCAUACCAACAGCGUAAAAAAUACUCAGAUGUUAAAAAGGAUCCCAAACAUAACGUUAUGUACAAGCCAGCAACCAAAGAAGAAGUAUAGUAGAGAGGAUUCAACAGUCACAUUUGUUUUUGAAAAUAUUUUUUACAGAUAUAGAAGCAAAAAGUUCUUUAUAUAGUCACAUUUGUCACUGACAUUAACCAUUGUAUGUGAAAUAUGCAGAUAAAAUGCAGCAGUUCCAAGUAAACAUUUUAUUUAAAACUAAAUCCCGAUUAUUUAACAGUUUGUACAAUUUAUGGUGGUGAGACGGUGGCAAAAUGUAUUUGAUUUGAAUGAAACAGCAGUAUCAGCAGCCUAUUAGAUGUACAGGGCUUUUUAUUAUACCUUUUUUCCACAUUUUUGACCAUUGAGUACUCAAGAAAUCCAUGUGUUCCAUAAAGUUGGAUACCUGCAGGAGAAAGUGUUGAAUUGCAUUGGAAUUUGGUUGCAUGUGGUUUUUAUUAGUGAGUAUUAUAUGUGUAUGUUAUGUUUUUGUUAUUAUUGUCCUCAAAAAUAACAUUUUGUAGUUUACAGUUACUUUCUAUCUAGGCUUUACACAACUGUAUUUUGAAGCUAAAUAUAACCUUGAAAUGUUCAAUAAAUGUGUCACGUUGUAGAUCU
Messenger RNA from Hypomesus transpacificus, 2021 nucleotides. RefSeq names its product carbonic anhydrase IX (gene ca9). The record is from RefSeq and is a predicted model, not a curated record. Gene Ontology annotation, cellular component: plasma membrane. The transcript has 12 exons. Gene Ontology annotation, molecular function: zinc ion binding; carbonate dehydratase activity. NCBI's taxonomy places the organism in Eukaryota, Metazoa, Chordata, Actinopteri, Osmeriformes, Osmeridae. The coding region runs from base 312 to 1463 and encodes 383 amino acids.